GGGCCAGGAAGGCCCGCCCCUUCCGGUGUCCCAGUUACGCUCGCCGCUUGGGCUCCAUGGCUUCCCUGGGACGGCAGGUUCUUGACUGGCACCGUCUAAUGGCCCUCUCCUGGGCCUGUUUGGCUAGGCAGACUCCUCAUCUCAGAGAACAGAAAAGGAUGAGUCCUUCUUUGUUUUGCAAACUGACUACAGCACCCAGUGGAGAGAGCCUUCAAGAGUUGUCCUGUGUUAGACCCAAAAAGUAUGUGCAGGCGCCAGAGUACAGGACCUGUCUUGUUCGGUGUCUUCAUGAGGAACAAAGGACUUGUGUGGAUCCUAAGUCCUUGGAGCUUGAGAAAGCCGUCACUUCCCUCCAGGACAUGGGUUUUGAUGAAGCCCAUAUUAACAACUUGCUCAGUAUGGAGCCAAGUGUCCAUCCUCAGCAGUUGCUGGACAUAAUUUCAGAAUUUCUGCUCUUGGGAUUGCACCCAGAACCUGUAUUUAUGGCCUUGAAGAAAAGUCCACACUUACUGAAACUGUCUCCAUUGCAAAUGAAGAGGCGAUCCAGCUACCUGCGGAAGCUUGGCCUUGGAGGAGGGAAACUAAAGAGAGUGCUUCAGGGUUGCCCUGAGGUUUUCACCAUGCGUCAGCGGGACAUUGACAAUGUUGUGAAGGUCCUCAAGGAGAAGUGCUUGUUCACAGUACAGCAAAUCACGGAACUUUUGAACAGAUGCCCACGUGUUUUUCAGGAGGACCCCAGUGAACUAAAAUACAAGUUCCAGUAUGCAUAUUUCAGGAUGGGACUUAAGCAUCUGGACAUAGUCAGGACUGAUUUCUUACAGUAUCCAGUAACCAAGAUCAGACAGAGACACAUGUACCUGGAACGCCUUGGACGGUAUCAAACCCCUGAUAAGAAGGGGCAGACGCAGAUCCCUAAUCCUCUACUAAAGGACAUUCUCAGAGUUUCAGAAGCUGAGUUUUUGGUCAGGACAGCGCAUUCCUCUGCUGAGGAGUUUGAGGUUUUUAAAAAGCUCUUGGAUCGAGAAGAAGAGGAAUCUGAGAGCCAUGCAUCUGAGGAGGAAGAGGAGGAGGAGGAGGAGGAGGAAGAGGAGGAGCAGCUGUGAUGUGGACUGGGACAAAAAGGUCCAGGGAUGCCAGAAGUCAUUCCUGUUCUUCUCAAAGCUUAGGGAGAUUAUCUGGAUCUUCUCAAGCAUUUUUCAUGCAAACACUGGUCAUUUGAUGAAAAAAACUGUUAUGAUCCACUGGAUCACAUCAAACCAGACAGGAGAUGCUUUGUUGUGAUCUGUUGGGUUCUGUGCGAGGCCUACUGCAUCCUAAAUAAAGGACUCAGCUGUUAAAAUCCAGGGGAUGCAACCAUCCAACUUUGGUGUCUUUUUCUCUGUUGAAAUAUGUUGGUGUUAAUUCCAAAAUAAUGUAGAGAAAGCUUUCCAGCUCAACAGCCACUUUGUAUUUCCUUGUAGUAGUAAAGAUAAAAUCAUGAGAAUGUAACACAAGGGUGGUAUGUCAUAGCACUUUAUUUUAUUAAAACAAGUAGCAGGUUUUCCACAAAAUAGUCAUAUUUUUAAUCCGACAUCAUUUCACGGCCCUCUAAUGUGUUCAGUGUACAGCGAGUGAAAGGCGUUGGUUAGUAAUAUGUUCCUUAGUUUUGUGUCUUCUCAUCUGUGAGCUGCUGACCCUUCCUGCUUGGGCAAGUUGGCCUUCAUGUGGGUUCCUGGCUAGUAGUAUCUUUGGCUCUUUAGCCUGUGCUGCGGAGUGAACUGUCUCAGAACCAGCACUUCAGGGGCGGGGAGUGGUCUUAGGUGACAUCCCUUCUGCCUUCUGUAUGAUAGAUGGAAAAGAGCACAGGCCCCCGGUCUGAUUUUGGUUUGUUCUAGGAAGCUUUCAGAUACCCUGGCAUGGAUAUCACCCUGGGGAGCAUGGUGAGUGUCUUGGAGUGAUGUAAUGUCCUGGGACUGGGAUGAGGUGAGCUCUGAGGAGAGGCCUGGUUUGAUAGAGCUAUGAGGCCUUCUAGAAAGUUGUCUGUGGUCCUUCCUCAGGAAAUUGCACAGGGUUGGUGAUGCAGAAAGCUUUUUGAUGGGACAGCCAAAAUCAGAUAUGCUUGGUAGUAUUAUUUUCCUACUUGGUGACAUUUAAUAGUCAUGUGAGACCCCUGUGUGUUUCCUAUAUAGACAGAAUCCAAAGCUUAGAUGGGAAUGACUCUGAUCCUCAAGACAUCUGACAAUCUUUGGAGAUGUUUUUUUGUGUGUCAUGGCGCUGGGAUCUUGUGGAUAGAAGCCAGGGAUGCUGCAAAAUAUCCUACAUUGCCCUCACGUGGAUGAUCAGGUCCACAAAGCAGUGUCAAAGCUGAGAAAUUGCUCCAAGACCUGGUCCAGAAAUGUGACCAUAACAAAUUUGGAUUGUUAUGGACUCAAAUAUUUAUUUCUGUCUAAGGUAGAGAUCUUGCUGGAUCUGAGGUGUAUUUUGUGAGUAAUCAGCACCAAAGUGCAGAGGCUUUGGACUCCCCUGGAGCCUGACUGCAAAGAGGAGGGUAUUCACAAAGAAAAGCAGUCGCUCCAAGAUUCCCAUACAGUCAGAGCUCCCACUAUGGCAGGUAUGUGAGGCAGGCUAACUCCUGGGAAGGGUGUGUCUUUGCCUGUUGGACUCUCCACACAAAGCAAGACAGCAAGCCAUCCUGUCAGCUACUAACAGCCCAUGGGCAGUGGAGAAUGUGAGUGCCUUCUAGCUGUUCUUGGCCAUGGACAAAACUAUUUGAGAACAGUGAUGCUCAUUCUUUGCUGCCUACUUUUCCACUUUGUGGCAUCGAAAUGACCUCCACUUUCCCUGAAUGUAGGAUGUUUGGUCUUGGGCUCCAUCAGAGCCGAAUAGAACCCCAACCCUGAGCUUAAUUAGGUGUCUGCUCUCCCAUAUUUUUGACCAGCAAAUGGUGAUCCCAACAACUCAUGAUUGCUCCUUCAUUUGGACACAAAAAUAAAUCUUUUAUACCUUGUAAGUUUUCUGAUUCCAUUGUGCCAUUUCCCAAGUGGACCGUGACUGUUUUGAAGGGCAUACAUCUGCUUAAAGAAAGAUGUGUGAGAAAGCAGAAGCAGCGUGUUUGGAGUGAUACACACUUCUUCCUCAGCACCAGCAAGCCUUUCUCCACUCUGAAGAUCCACAGUCAGCAUUCAGUAGGCUGGGUCUUGUUUGAAACACAGGCUCCAACAGGAAAUGGGAACGUGGCAGCGGCUGCCUGGCGGGUAAGGCUCCUGAGGUCAUUCGUAUCGUAUAAAGGUUUCAUCUAUGUUUCCAGUGAUGUCACUUGAUCUUGCCGUUCACUGCUAAUGCUGUAGCUUAGGAGGAGGGAUGGUGGCAGGU
This is a messenger RNA of Onychomys torridus (southern grasshopper mouse), 3351 nucleotides long. RefSeq names its product mitochondrial transcription termination factor 4 (gene Mterf4). Lineage: Eukaryota; Metazoa; Chordata; Mammalia; Rodentia; Cricetidae. The coding region runs from base 57 to 1103 and encodes 348 amino acids. The transcript is spliced from 4 exons. Gene Ontology annotation, cellular component: mitochondrion. Gene Ontology annotation, molecular function: double-stranded DNA binding. Gene Ontology annotation, biological process: regulation of DNA-templated transcription; mitochondrial ribosome assembly. The record is from RefSeq and is a predicted model, not a curated record.